GUCUCCAAGGUCUACAAGCGGUAAUCUGGAGAUCGAUAAAUUCCUCGAAGAAACAAUAUACGCUUCCAAUACCAAUUCGUCUGUUUCUAAUGAUAUCUCUUUAAAAUCGGUUGUCGAUAAAUCUUUGAAGUGGAUCCCGUACGAAGAAUUCAGUAAUUUAACAAAGAUUGGCGAGGGAGGAUCUGGCAUUGUCUACUCCGCAAUUUGGAAUGACGCUCCAGAACAAAAAUAUGAUUUGAUCUGGAAUAAAAGACGAGUGGUGCUCAAAGUAUUGGUGAAGAGUGGGUUCGGAUGUGUAAACUUUUUGGAUAAGUUAAGAUUCUAUUAUCAAUGUAUGAGCUCGGGAAGAAUAUUGCCAUGUUACGGGAUAAGUCGUGAGCCCCUAACGAACCAUUACAUUUUGGUAAUGCAGUACGCCAGCGAAGGUGAUCUCGGAAAUUACGUUCGACAAGCUUUCGGCCAAUUCGAUUGGUGGAAACGGAUAGAUAUGUUGAGAGACGUGAUACUUGGCUUGAAUUCCAUACAUUCGGCAGGAUUAAUUCACCAGAAUUUUCAUAGCGGGAAUAUUCUAGUGCAUGGAUAUGGGAACAAUAGCAAUAACUUGGAUACUUAUAUAUCGGAUCUUGGGAUGUACCAUCAGUUCCCUUCAACAAAAAUAGACAAUGACGAUACUGGUCCUAUUGCUGCCAAUAGGAUAAAAGUGUUCGGCGUUCUCCCGUAUAUUGCCCCUGAAGCAAGGCCGACUGUCGAUGAAUUGUUAGAAGAAUUCAGAGAUUUGUCUAUUUAUAGAAAUCAAAUUAAUCGGGCAGAAGUUUCAAGGCUGGCUAUGGUAGAAAAUUUACUCAAUAAUGAAUCAAAAAGAGUCAAGAGACACGCAGAGGCAUUUUAUUCUAGUAGGUUGUUGGAAUUUGAGAAUUUGCCUAGGCCGAUUAAUGCCGAGAUAGAUGAAGAUUCCGAAGACCAAGAUGACUCUUAUAUUUUCAUUACAAAUGAAAAAAUCUUUGUAAAAGAUCUUAAUUUAGUAAAAGUUCGCCGCCGUGCAUAUAGUGUCACAUCCGAUGAUCGCCAUUCCAAAACAUCCAGAAAAGACAGGCGCAGUAUGCAAAUUUUUCAAUCUCCCGUGCUUCCUCAGCAACUUCAACAAAAUCCUGCGCGGAACCUGAACCAACGC
This is a messenger RNA of Acaulospora morrowiae, 1171 nucleotides long. The record is from the annotation of a GenBank genome assembly. NCBI's taxonomy places the organism in Eukaryota, Fungi, Glomeromycota, Glomeromycetes, Diversisporales, Acaulosporaceae.